AUGUCGCUGCCCUCCCACUACACAGCGCUGCUCAACGAUCUGAAUCGUGAUGUCGCUCGUGCGCGUCCCGAGGAUGUUCUUCAAUUCUGCGCCAACUGGUUCAACUCGAAACUGGAAGAGCAACGUCGUAACCAUCUCUCUUGCUCCUCCUCCUCCUCCUCUUGCUCCUUUUUCUCCUCCUCCUCCUCCUCGUAUCCUCAUCCCAACAACCUUCCUUCGCUAGGCCCCAGUGAUCUCGACUUUGGCGGUGUGGCUCCUGGAUUGGCUUCUCCAACACAGCGUGCUUCGGUGUUCAACUCGGAUCCUUUCGCUGCCAGUGCCUCUUGCUCUUGGUCGCAUGUUGUUCCUAUCGACGCUUCUCAAAACACGACUUGGAACGCAAACGCACCGCUCAUCCCUCCCACCUUCAACUUGGCCAGACGUACUUCCGUCUCGGCAGAGAGUAUGGCUCCCUCGGCUCUCGAUGCGCAACACGAUGGAUCGCCGCUGGCCAAGACGGUGAUCCCCAAAUCGGAGGAACAGAUGGAACGGAUCCGUGGAUCUAUUGGUAACAACUUGCUCUUCCGCAACUUGGAGCAGGAUCAGUAUCGCGAUGUUUUACUCGCCAUGAAGGAAGUCAAGGUGGAUGCCAACGUUACCGUCAUCGAACAAGGUGCACAGGGUGACUACUUUUAUGUCGUCGAAUCCGGUACGCUGGACGUCUAUGUUCGUAGUGCUCAAGCAGCUGGAGAGGAAUGCACAGCACAGACUGGUGCUUGCUCGACACUGGGCAACAAGAAAGUUUCCUAUGGUCCUGCAUCUUCGUUUGGUGAACUGGCUUUGCUCUACGCUCAACCUCGAGCGGCUACCGUUGUUUCCACGUCUCCAUGCACAUUGUGGGCCUUGGACCGCAUCACUUUCAGGUCGAUUUUGAUGGAAACCAACUCUCGUCGACGUGCACUUUACGAGAAAUUCCUGAUGGAUGUUGCUCUCUUUGAACGUCUCUCUGCUGCUGAACGGGCUAAAAUCUCGGACAGUCUGGAACUUCGAGAGUAUGCUCCUGGAGAGGCGGUUAUCAAGCAAGGAGAACGUGGAUCCGAGUUUUUCAUCAUCGUUCAAGGCAACGCUCAAGUGCGCAAAUGCAAGCAAGGUGGCAGUGAGGAAGUCGUUGGCAAACUCUCCAGGGGGGAUUACUUUGGUGAACUUGCGCUGCUCAAUAAUGCUCCUCGUGCUGCUACCGUUGUUGCUGCUGCUGCCAGUGCAACGGCUACUGCCGGUGAGCCGGCUAAACUUCGAGUGGUAACAAUGUCGGAGAGGGCUUUUACAAGGUUAUUGGGUCCUCUGGCUGGCAUUUUGGAGAGACAUGCAAAGGAGACUUAUGGCGAUGAAUAUAUCGGUGCUGGUGCUGGUGCUGGUGCUGGUGCUGGUGCCAAUGGUGGCGUGGGUAGUGCCGGGAUGGCAGUUGGUUUCGGCGCGGAGAGUAGUAAUCCUCAUCCAAUGCAUUCGACUGCUAAGCCGGGUGAAGGGGCUUGGUCUGCGCCUAAUCCCUUUGCUGCUGCUUGA
Ustilago hordei is the source of this 1542-nucleotide messenger RNA. RefSeq names its product putative cAMP-dependent protein kinase type II regulatory chain. Gene Ontology annotation, molecular function: cAMP-dependent protein kinase regulator activity. Gene Ontology annotation, biological process: regulation of protein phosphorylation. Gene Ontology annotation, cellular component: nucleus; cAMP-dependent protein kinase complex. The record is from RefSeq and is a predicted model, not a curated record. The coding region runs from base 1 to 1542 and encodes 513 amino acids. Lineage: Eukaryota; Fungi; Basidiomycota; Ustilaginomycetes; Ustilaginales; Ustilaginaceae. The transcript has a single exon.